CAAACGCGUCUAGUGCCCGUUGCUUGUGCAGUCACGAGCUACGUCCGGGAAUACGGACCGUAAGAUCUGGCACCUACAUUACUGAAGACCACGCACUGAAUACAUUCAAUUCGUGAACCAUUUUCCCAGCACCCAGCUGCUGUCGUUAAAGAACGUUACUUGAUUGCACGAUCACAGUCCUGUGGGUGAUGUACUCCAACAUUUGACAUUGCUAGCUAGCUAGCUAGCUAGCUGUUUAGCUAGCUUGCCUUGCGUGACUCAUGUUCAGUGAUCUAGACUGAUAGGUUGUUAUUUUGACAUUUUUUCCAGCUUUGUGGAAUUACAUGCAGUAGUGGACAGAUCUAAUAGUAGUGUCAUUUCGUUCGUUUUCACCUAUAACUGUGUCCCAUUCAGAUGUGUCUGCGUGACGUUUUGUCGGCGAAACGCAAAUAGACAGGUUUGAAUGAAUUAGCCAACGGAAACAGCAGUUAGCUACCAUUGGAGCUAACGUUAUAAUAAACCAAUAGUUAGCUAGCCACCUCAGCAGGCAGCGCUGCGGGCUCGGAAUAUACUCAGCUAAUCUAGCUCACUGGUAUUCACCUUUACGAGUUAGUUAGCCAGCGUUUAUUAGCUAGCUAAAGUGUUAGCGAACAUUGGACCUACUAUAUCAGAAUUCAUAUAGUGUAGAUUACAAGCUAUCAUCAGCUGUAAGUCAGUGGGCUAAACACGGAGGACUACUACAUCCCUGUUAUAUACCUUUUCUGUGAACCUGAAACGGAACUGAACCGAAAAUGCCGGCUGUGUCGAAGGGAGAUGGAAUGCGAGGAUUAGCGGUGUUCAUUUCGGACAUCAGGAAUUGUAAGAGCAAAGAGGCGGAGAUCAAGCGCAUCAACAAGGAGCUGGCCAACAUCCGCUCCAAGUUCAAGGGCGACAAGGCGCUGGACGGCUACAGCAAGAAGAAGUAUGUCUGCAAGCUGCUCUUCAUCUUCCUCCUCGGCCAUGACAUCGACUUUGGGCACAUGGAGGCCGUCAACCUGCUCAGCUCCAACAAGUACACCGAGAAACAGAUCGGCUACCUGUUCAUAUCGGUGCUGGUGAACAGCAACAGCGAGCUGAUCCGGCUGAUCAAUAAUGCCAUAAAGAACGACCUGUCGAGCCGCAACCCCACCUUCAUGUGUCUGGCCCUGCACUGCAUCGCCAACGUGGGCAGCAGGGAGAUGGCCGAGGCCUUCGCUGGAGAGAUCCCUCGCAUCCUGGUGGCAGGGGACACCAUGGACAGUGUGAAGCAGUCUGCCGCUCUGUGUCUGCUGCGCCUGUAUAAGACGUGCCCUGACCUGGUACUGAUGGGGGAGUGGACCUCCAGGGUGGUGCACCUGCUCAACGACCAGCACAUGGGUGUGGUAACUGCAGCCAUCUCCCUCAUCACCUGUCUCAGUCAGAAGAAUCCAGAUGAGUUUAAGACCUGUGUAUCACUGGCUGUAUCACGUCUCAGCAGGAUCGUGUCGUCGGCCUCCACUGACCUGCAGGACUACACCUACUACUUUGUGCCGGCGCCGUGGCUCUCCUGCAAGCUGCUGCGCCUGCUGCAGUGCUACCCUCCGCCAGAGGAUGGCGCCGUCAAGGGCCGGCUGGUGGAGUGCCUGGAGACGAUUCUCAACAAGGCCCAGGAGCCGCCCAAGUCCAAGAAGGUUCAGCACUCCAACGCCAAGAACGCCAUUCUCUUCGAGGCCAUCGCUCUCAUCAUCCACUACGACAGUGAGCCCAACCUGCUGGUGCGGGCCUGUAACCAGCUGGGCCAGUUCCUGCAGCACAGGGAGACCAACCUGCGCUACCUGGCCCUGGAGAGCAUGUGCACGCUGGCCAGCUCCGAGUUCUCCCACGAGGCCGUCAAAACGCACAUCGAGACUGUCAUCAAUGCACUCAAGACUGAGAGGGAUGUGAGCGUGCGUCAGAGGGCCGCUGACCUGCUCUACGCCAUGUGCGACCGUAGCAACGCCAAACAGAUCGUCGCCGAGAUGCUGAGUUACCUGGAGACGGCCGACUACUCCAUCCGGGAGGAAAUGGUCCUGAAGGUGGCCAUCCUGGCGGAGAAGUAUGCGGUGGACUACUCCUGGUACGUGGACACCAUCCUCAACCUGAUCCGCAUCGCCGGAGACUACGUCAGCGAGGAGGUCUGGUACCGCGUCAUCCAGAUCGUCAUCAACCGGGACGACGUGCAGGGCUACGCUGCCAAGACCGUCUUCGAGGCUCUGCAGGCCCCGGCCUGCCAUGAGAACAUGGUGAAGGUUGGAGGCUACAUCCUGGGGGAGUUUGGAAACCUCAUCGCUGGUGACCCUCGCUCCAGUCCCCUGGUGCAGUUCAACCUGCUGCACUCCAAGUUCCACCUGUGCUCCGUGCCCACGCGGGCGCUGCUGCUGUCGGCCUACAUCAAGUUCAUCAACCUGUUCCCCGAGACCAAGAGCACCAUCCAGGAGGUGCUGCGCUGCGACAGCCAGAUCCGCAACAGCGACGUGGAGCUGCAGCAGAGGGCUGUGGAGUACCUCAAGCUCUCCUCCAUCGCCAGCACUGACGUCCUGGCCACCGUUCUGGAGGAGAUGCCCCCGUUCCCCGAGAGGGAGUCGUCCAUCCUGGCCAAGCUGAAGAAGAAGAAGGGGCCGGGCGCCGUGUCCAACGAGUUGGAGGACGGCAAGAGAGAGGGAGGAGAGCUCAACGGAGGAGGAGAGAGGGCAGCCGACACGACCGCCAUGGCCGCCUCCAACGCUUCCACGCCCUCCCCCUCGGCUGACCUGCUGGGCCUGCGUCCCGGCCCGGCCGCCCCGGUCAGCUCCGGACCUCCCUGCGCCGGCAGCCUUCUGGUGGACGUCUUCUCAGAGGGGCCCAGCCCCGGGCCCAACGUGGGCGCCAAUGAUGAUGGCUUCCUGAGCUCUGCUCCCCCUCCCCCUACUGCUGCUGUCUCUGAGGACCCUGCCCCCCCUCUGCCUGAAGCAGAAGAGCUGCUCAACAAGUUUGUGUGUAAGAAUAACGGCGUCCUGUUUGAGAACCAGCUGCUGCAGAUCGGAAUCAAGUCUGAGUAUCGCCAGAACCUUGGGAGGAUGUAUCUGUUCUAUGGCAAUAAGACUUCGGUGCAGUUUGUCAGCUUCGUCACCACAGUUACCUGUCCGGGAGAACUGGGGUCUCAGAUUAACGUGCAGGUGAAGCCAACGGAGACUCUAGUGGAGGGAGGAGCACAAGUGCAGCAGGUGGUCAACAUCGAGUGUCUCACCGACUUCAUCGACGCACCGCUCCUCAACAUCAAGUUCAGGUAUGGCGGCGCACUGCAGAAUCUGACCCUCAAGCUUCCGGUCACCAUCAACAAGUUCUUCCAGCCCACUGAGAUGGGAUCGCAGGAGUUCUUUCAGCGCUGGAAACAGCUCAGCCAACCAGCACAGGAGGCACAGAAGAUCUUCAAGGCGGUCCAUGGCAUUGACUCAGAAGUGGUUAAAGCAAAGCUGCUGGGCCUUGGGACAGCCCUGCUGGAGAACGUGGACCCCAACCCAGAGAACUAUGUGUGUGCUGGCGUCAUCCAGACCAAGGCCCAGCAGGUGGGCUGCCUACUCAGACUGGAGCCCAACGCCCAAGCUCAGAUGUACCGGCUGACCCUGCGCAGCAGUAAGGACACCGUCUCCAAGCGUCUCUGCGACCUGCUGGCAGAACAGUUCUAAGAGCUCUCCCCCUGGAAUCCAUGCCUAGACCAUCACCUUCCUAGAGCCCACGCAGACCAGACCAGCGCUCUAACUUUCCGGAAAAAAACAACACAAAACAAAAAUCCUGAACAAAAAAAACAAACAAAAAGAAAGAAAAAAAUCUUCAGAAGCAUUCGUACAUAAGGGAAAAAAGUAGUCGUCGCUUUGCGACGGCCAUAUAACUGUCCUAAUUACAAUUAUUAUGAUUAUUAUUAUUAUUACUGUUAUCAUCAGCGCUACAGUUCUUGUUUUUAUUGGUGUUUACCUGUGUGUAUAUGUGUGUGUGCAUAUGUGUGUAAGAGUGUGUGCGUGUUCAAUUGCACGAGUGUGUGGCAGUGAGUGAAUGAGUGUGUGAGGGAGCGAGUGUGUGUGCGAGUUUGUGCGUGCGUGUGGUACAGAAUUGUGGUGGUCGUUGUGUUCUCCGUCCGAGCCUGGUGACUGAGGUGUGCUCUGUGCUUGUGUUGGCAGCUGGUGUGCGUUGUUGUUGCUUUGGGGAAGGUGUGAGUGUCGAGCAUCAGCUAACAGUUCGGCGCACGCGUUUAACAUUUCAAAAAAAAAAAAUUGCGUAGCAUUCCAGUGAAGUGCACACAUUUAACUCAACACAUGCACCCACACACGUCUUUUUCACAUUCCUUUAUAAGCCAUGGAUAGGAAGGAGGACGCACCAAAAAAAAUCAAUUUCUUCCCCCUCCAUCCCUUCUCUCCCCUUACUCUCGCUGACAUGCACAAAAAACUAAACUCUGAGGAGUUGUACCAUUGAGGUAGAAACACACUAAGGUUGGUCCAAUUGCCUCCAGGUGGGCUGGAGAAGCUGCCUGCCUCCCUUGACUGCCCAAUCACCCCCGCUACAUCUCUCUCCCCUUCACACAUACUUCAACUGUUGUGCUCUCAUCUCGGAGACACACACACACACACACACACCCCUGAUACAUCUACACACACACACUCACACAGUCAUUUUUGUUAUCUGGGCGAUCACUCAAUAAUCCAUCACGAAAACAACAGAAUAUUCCACACUGACAUUCCCGUACUCACAGGCGUGGAAGAGCAGGCUUAGUGCACUUUAACAAGGCUCAGGCAAGGGGAGUGAUCACGCACCCUUCGUUGGACACCCCCCUUCUCUCCUUUCAUUGGCUCAUCGCUUUUCAUGUCCCCGUUAUGACUUCAGAGAUGAGGGGUGGCUUGUGAUUGGUUGGGGACAUUAUUGAUUUGUUCUGUUUUCUGUUUCGAUUUGUUUCAUUUUGUUCUUUUUUUGUAAUUACCUUGUCAUUGUCAUCUCAAUCGCAAAUGCUGAUGUUUGUAGUGUUGCUGUUCAACUUUUACAUUUUGUUGGCCCAUUUCAUUGCUUUUGGAAACAUUUCAUUUAUUUCCUGAUGUGAUGUGGAGGAUCACAUGUUUAAGGGUUUUUGGGGUUUAUGCCCUGUCGCAGCUCACCACGUUUCCCCCCUCGUUGUCUACUUAGAGGAGAGGUGUGUGAGGGCAGGGCAGGGUGACAGGAAGAGAGUGAUGUGGUUGUCCUACAUCUGUCUGUCUCUCAGUCGGCCUGUCUGUCUGCACAUGAAGAGUGCAGCAGAUGGUUAUUUUGUACAUACUGACACAUACACAAAGCACUACAGAGAUCUGCAGUAAAAAAAAAAAAAAAAAGAAUUAGACUCUGAUCUCAGUCUCUCAAGUACACACACACACCUCUCCACACACACACACACACCUCUCCACACACACACACACACACACACACACACACACACACACACACACACACACACACACACACACAUUCCAACAUAUUUUGACACAUGGGACUAAAGCCAGAAUUAUGUAUUGAGUUGUGGUGAGGUUGUGACAGAAGAGUCCCCGUUUGAGCACUUAUCAUGUAGACAUGUUCAUAAAACAAAGUAUUCCGAUCUGCACACACACUAGUAUGGAAAAGUUAAGACAGUAGUCAACACACACAAACAUGUAUCUUAGAUGGCAGAACAAAAACUAUAUAAACAAAACUUAAGAACGAUUAGGACCAAACCAGCUGCCAACAGUCAACCACAACGCCAGGGAUCAUCUUGCUUUGGUUCAGCAUUAGUGUGUGUAUGUGUGGGAACGAGUGGGACUGUACCAUAUUAUAAGAAAAAAAAAUCUAAUGAAGUUUAUGGGACACUGUCAUAUAUGUUGAAGAAUGAGGAGUCACUAUGCUUCCCGCCUUGAUGCAAAAAAGAAAAAAAUACUUUUGCAAUCCGGGUGGGACUUUGUCAUUGUAGUUGAAUUUGAAUCAUUGUCAUAUUUGUGUGUGCGCGUGAGCGUGUCUGUGCAGUAUCCGCUAGCUAAUACAGCCCCAGUGUAUCGGUGUUAAACCUGUCAGAUACCUGUGUUAGAUUCCAAUUUACUCUGUACUGAAAAUGUGAAAGUAAAACUAUGCCAUAUAUUCA
Engraulis encrasicolus (European anchovy) is the source of this 6121-nucleotide messenger RNA. RefSeq names its product adaptor related protein complex 2 subunit alpha 1 (gene ap2a1). The record is from RefSeq and is a predicted model, not a curated record. The coding region runs from base 771 to 3680 and encodes 969 amino acids. Gene Ontology annotation, molecular function: clathrin-cargo adaptor activity. Gene Ontology annotation, biological process: clathrin-dependent endocytosis; intracellular protein transport. Gene Ontology annotation, cellular component: AP-2 adaptor complex; membrane coat. The transcript has 21 exons. Lineage: Eukaryota; Metazoa; Chordata; Actinopteri; Clupeiformes; Engraulidae.